GUUCGCACGUUAGCACAAUUAGCACAAUUCACCACUUUUUUUUUCUCCUCUCCCUUCCCUUCCCGUCUCUUCUCUGACCGCCUCAACGAUGCCGUGCCCUACCCUACCGAUUACCUAUUCAAUCAAGCCAACCAGGCUACGACCAGCGAUAGCCAACGGCCCAGGAUUAGCAACGCCAUAUCCACAACGACCACUGCGAAUACUGCGCGGGGCCGAUUUCGCCAUCUCCUCUCCCUGGCUUGCAAUAAGGUAGUUUGCGCUCUGUUUAUACCCUAAGACACCCAAGUAGCCACUAGCACUGCUCGAACUACUCGAUUCGAAUUCAUUGCAAAUAUUGUAAAGGACCUUUUUUGGACCAAUACCACUACUACAUCCACUUCACCGCACCGUCUAAUAUAUACGCCCGCACCCUUGGACCUGCGAGAUCCCGCUAGCUUGCGAAACUUGAGCCGGGACGGGCGCGCCACCUGGAUGGUCAACACCAAGCACGCAAUCUCACCUCGUUUCACCGUACUCUUUCUCAAUACCUACUUGGAUGGUGCAAUUCCAAUAAAUCGUCCCGGGCUUUGUCCUUCCACCCGGCCACCAAUCUAAUUUCCCUCGUUUUCAUCAUCAUGGACAGCCUGCCUCCCAUGCUGACCACCAACGGCCGCGAGCCGACGACGAGACAUGAUGGACGCCCAUUUCUCCCUAACGAUACCACCUUAACGAAUCUCAACCACCUAUCUACCACGAACCGUACUCGCCCACCAAGACAAUCUUUGUCGUCCAUACCCUCUGAACAAUCCAACUUAAAACCGUCGAGAGAUAAUUGCGAUAGGCGAAGGCCUGAGGACGCGGAGGAUUCCUCUCGCCUGCCCAAUAUGUCCCAGCAACUUAUGGGUCAAUCUGUCACUCCGUUCUUACGAGAACAUAUACCUGGACUGUAUGCGCCUAUAGGAAAACCCGACCUUCCUUCGAUGGCCUCCCUUAAGACAAAGGAUCCUAAUAGCAAAUACUGUUAUCGCCACCGUCCGGAUUCUAAGUGUCGCAGGGCAGCCGACGAAACUAAGAUGGGACUAAUCCAAAGUGAACUUGAAACACUUCCCGACGCUGAUCGGCAGGCCAUUACCAACGUUUGGUCAUUGUUCUCUGCUGCUCCUUCUAAGCAUCGUGAACUUAUGUUGCAAGGAAUCAUCACUCAAUGUUGCUUUCCGCAGCUUUCUACUGUAUCCCGGGAGGUUCACGAACAACUGAAGAUAGAUUUCCUAACUGCAUUACCAACUGAACUGUCUCUAAAGAUCUUAUGUUACCUCGACUGCUCAUCUCUCUGCAAGGCUGCCCAAGUCAGCAGACGAUGGAACACCCUGUCAGGAGAUGAUAUCGUCUGGCACCGAAUGUGUGAGCAACACAUCGGACGCAAGUGCGAGAAGUGUCAAUGGGGUCUCCCAAAAUUAGAAAAGAAGAGGCUAAAGGAAUGGAAAAUUCAACAUCAAGCCGACAUGGAAAACCAGCGAGCGUUAGCGGCUAAUAACCAAGCCCUUGUGGUCGCAAGUGCUGUCAAGCGUAACGCUUCAUCUCUAGAGGUUGAGGUACCGGAUUCCGCUAAGCGACAAUGCGUCAAUGGUGCUGGUAGCACAAACAAGACGUCGUCGGGAACACAGAAGUUCAGGCCUUGGAAGGAUUUAUACCGGGAAAGAUACCGAGUUGGAUCCAAUUGGCGCUACGGCCGAUGUACCAUUAAAACAUUCGGAGGUCAACACACCAAUGGCAUCACAGCUUUACAAUUCGACGACAAUAUUCUUGCUACCGGCUCGUACGAUUCGAAAAUAAAACUAUGGGAUAUUGAGAAGGGUGAAGUAAUACGGACUCUUCACGGUCACACGAUGGGAAUUAGAGCCCUCCAAUUUGAUGAUCGGAUGCUUGUUUCCGCGAGUUUAGACGGUACCGUCAAGAUAUGGAACUGGCGAACUGGCGCUUGUAUCAACACACUUAACCACCAGGGUGGUGUCAUAACUGUGCACAUGGACGGCGACCUCCUUGCUUCAGGAUCUAUGGACAAGUCGAUCAAGAUCUUCAACUUCAAAACUCAACAAUCAUAUAGUCUACGUGGCCACACCGACUGGGUGAACCAUGUUCGCCUUGAUGCAGCUUCACGUACGGUACUAUCCGCUUCCGAUGAUUGCACGGUCAAACUCUGGGACCUUGACUCAAAAGUCUGCAUCAAAACAUUUGAGGGACACGUCGGACAGGUUCAGCAGGUUCUCCCAUUACCGGAUGAUUAUGAAUUUGAGGAUGAGACUACGAAGGACAACGAUGCUGCUUCUGUGGCUAGUAACCGCAGUUCUACCCCUCCUGGUGGAUCGUCUUCCUCCUUUUCGCUCAGCCAGGUGGACGAAGAACGGGCUGCAUAUGGCCCUAUCUUCCAAAACGAUCCUGACCGACCGCUUCCCCCACGGUAUAUGCUUACGGGGUCUCUGGAUGCGACAAUGCGACUCUGGGACACAGCGACCGGAAAGAGCCCAAGAACUUUUUUCGGGCACGUCGAAGGCAUAUGGGGACUCGCGGCUGAUUCGUUGCGAUAUGUUACUAGUGCUAAUGACGCGACGGUCAAGGUAUGGGAUUCCCGAACUGGCAGAUGCGAACGAACCUUUACCGGCCACGCUGGACCAGUGACCUGUGUUGGGCUAAGCGAUAGCCGAAUGGCGAGUGGAAGUGAGGACGGAGAAGUGCGAUUAUAUAGCUUCGAGGGUGAACCUUCAGAGGUUGAAGAGUUCGGAACGCCUGCUUAAACAUCUCGAACGACAUCUGUCCGGCUCGAGUAGGACCGACAUCAUUCAUCAAUUUUAAGAAGCGGGUUUGCUUUAUGGGGGCGUUUAAAUAUACCACUACUGUUACACCGGCUACCCGAGGGGGGAAAAGCAGCUGGAUUCGGCGGUACUUAUCUAUUUGAUUCAAAAUUUACGGCAUCAAUGAGGGUCGGCGCUACUAUGGAAAAUUCAAGAGGCGUAUCGGAUAAGAAUCAGCACUGUUGCGUAAAUGCGUGCUAUUGAACCGGAUUAUUUCGGACGAUAUUCUAGUUAGGAUGGCGUCUAUUCAACACUGUCCAAUAGCUUGGGGAAGUGGAAAGCAGGAUUGUCUAUGGACAUGCUUUUUAAUUGAAUGAUUUUAUCUGACA
Messenger RNA from Hypoxylon trugodes, 3157 nucleotides. RefSeq names its product WD40 repeat-like protein. The coding region runs from base 615 to 2771 and encodes 718 amino acids. The transcript has 3 exons. The record is from RefSeq and is a predicted model, not a curated record. Gene Ontology annotation, molecular function: protein binding. Lineage: Eukaryota; Fungi; Ascomycota; Sordariomycetes; Xylariales; Hypoxylaceae.